AUGUUAAAAUAAAGAUUUUAAAAUAAAAUAGUAGUAGUAACCGCAUCAUCAACAGGAAUAGGCUUCGAUAUAUCAAGGAGAUUAGCUUUAGAAGGUGCUACUGUUGUAAUAAAUUCCCGAAGUUAAGAAAACGUAAACAAAGCAGUAGAAGAAAUAACAAAACAAGGAGGAAAAGCUUUUGGUUUAGUAUGUAAUGCUGGAAAAGAGUCUGAUAGAAAAAAAUUGAUUGAUUUCACUGUAAAAUAAUUCGGAGGAAUCGAUAUAUUAAUUCCUAAUGCUGCAGUUUCUUUAUAUAUGGGAACUUUUACAGAUACUCCUGAAAAAGCCAUGGAUAAAAUGUACGAAGUUAAUUAUAAAGGAGUUCUAUUUUUAAUAAAGGAAGCACUUCCUUAUAUGAAAAAUAGAAAAGGAGCUAAUAUUAUACUUAUAAGUUCAAUAUCGGGUUACGAACAAAUAAAUAUGAUUGGAUUCUAUGGAAUAACUAAGACUAUGGUUUUAUGUAUGAAUAAAUUACUGGCAAAUGAAUUAUAAAAUGAUAAUAUUAGAGUCAAUUGUGUAGCACCGGGUCUUAUUAAAACUAAGUUUUCAGAAUAAUUAUGGAAAAAUGAUAUAAAUAUUAGUCCAAAUUCUAAUGAGCAAAAAUUAGGAGUUCCUGAAGAUGUAUCGGCUUCAGUAGCUUUUUUGGCAAGUGAUGAAGCUUCUUUCAUUACAGGUGAGUGUAUAUCUAUGGCAGGAAGGCCUUUAGCAAGACUAUGA
This is a messenger RNA of Ichthyophthirius multifiliis, 756 nucleotides long. RefSeq lists its product as hypothetical. The record is from RefSeq and is a predicted model, not a curated record. Lineage: Eukaryota; Ciliophora; Oligohymenophorea; Hymenostomatida. The transcript has 4 exons.